AUGGCUACCGCUACAGUAUCAACUCCCCUCAAGUCCCACACGGGUCUCUUCUCCUCCCGCACCGCCGGUGGUCGCAUGCCCUUGACCCCCUCCCCUCGUCAGCGUGCCAUCCCCAUCAACCUCAACUCCUCUCCAUUCACCCCCGAGAAGUCGAGCAAUGAGCGUGGCGCUUCCAAGCCAGUCUACGGCGGCAACCUUGGUGCUCGCCUUGCCAGAGCUUCAAGCAAGAGCCAUCACCGCGACUCUCCCAAGUCCAACAUUGCCGCUGGUGUCUCGACCCCUCGCAAGGCGCUCGAGCUUGGUGUUUCCGACUUCACCUUGACUGGCACUGGUGUCCCCACCAAGGUCUCUCCCAAGGCCAGGAAGACCACGCACGUCAAGCAAAAGUCAUCCAAGACCACCAUCUCCUACAACGCCGAUCGCUUCAUUCCCAACCGGGGAGCUAGCUCGGCCAUCGCCAAUGUCGGUUCGGGAAAGCUCGACCUCCAGGAGAAGCAGCGCUCGAGAACUGGCCAUAGCGAGGCCUCUUCCAUCGUUGCCUCUGCUGCUGAUGAUGCUCUUUCUGCCCUCGAGGGUCUCAACAUUGAAGAGGAGGAAGAGGAGUCCUAUUCUCGCCCUUCGCCCAACAGCGUUGCCUAUCAAGACUCUCUUGCCGAUGCCUGUGGUGUCAACUUGAACACCCGUAUCCUUCAGUUCAAGCCUGCCCCACCAGAGUCUUCAAAGCCUAUUGAUCUUCGUCAGCAAUACAACCGGCCACUGAAGCCCGCGAAUGCCCCUCCUCAGUUCAGACGGCGCAUUGCGACAGCCCCCGAGCGUGUUCUCGAUGCCCCUGGUCUCAUUGACGACUACUACCUCAACCUGCUCGACUGGAGCUCAGGAAACCAGGUCGCCAUUGGCUUGGAGCGCAACGUAUAUGUCUGGUCGGCCGAUGAGGGUGCCGUCAGUUGUCUCCUCGAAACCACCCCCGAUACCUAUGUUAGCAGUGUCAAGUGGUCCGGUGAUGGUGCUUACGUCGGUGUCGGUCUCGGCACAGGCGAGGUUCAGAUCUGGGAUGUCGCUGAGGGUGUCAAGAUCCGCAGCAUGCACGGCCAUGAGACUCGUGUUGGCGUCAUGGGCUGGAACAAGCAUCUUUUGUCUACUGGUUCCCGCAGCGGCCUGGUCUUCAACCAUGAUGUCCGUAUCGCGGAGCACAAGGUUGCCGAGCUCGCCUCUCACACCUCUGAGGUUUGCGGCCUUGAGUGGCGCUCUGAUGGUGCCCAGCUUGCUACCGGCGGCAAUGACAAUCUUGUCUCCAUCUGGGAUGCUCGCUCUCUCGCCGUUCCCAAGUUCACCAAGACCAACCACAAGGCCGCCGUCAAGGCUCUUGCCUGGUGCCCAUGGAACAUGAACCUCCUUGCUACUGGUGGCGGCUCGUACGAUCGCCACAUCCACUUCUGGAACACCACUUCCGGUGCCCGCGUCAACAGCAUCGACACCGGCUCUCAGGUCACCAGCCUCCGGUGGAGCCCUCACUACCGCGAGAUCGUCAGCUCAAGCGGUUUCCCCGACAACUCUCUCAGCAUCUGGAGCUACCCUACCCUCGUCCGCAACGUCGAGAUUCCCGCCCACGAGAGCAGAGUCCUCCACAGCUGCCUCAGCCCUGAUGGUCAGAUGCUGGCUACCGCUGCUGCCGAUGAGAGCUUGAAGUUCUGGAAGGUGUUUGAGAAGAAGGCCGGUGCUGGUGCUGGUGUCGGAAGCUCUGGGUCGUCGGCCAAGGCUGGGCUCAGCAAGCAGAUGACGAUCCGCUAA
Molecule: messenger RNA, 1788 nt
Organism: Podospora anserina S mat+
Lineage: Eukaryota; Fungi; Ascomycota; Sordariomycetes; Sordariales; Podosporaceae
Exons: 1
Coding region: 1-1788 (595 amino acids)
Biological process (GO): positive regulation of ubiquitin protein ligase activity; anaphase-promoting complex-dependent catabolic process; positive regulation of anaphase-promoting complex-dependent catabolic process
Cellular component (GO): anaphase-promoting complex
Molecular function (GO): ubiquitin ligase activator activity; protein binding; anaphase-promoting complex binding
Source: RefSeq, a predicted model, not a curated record